Messenger RNA from Adineta steineri, 1032 nucleotides. The record is from the annotation of a GenBank genome assembly. Lineage: Eukaryota; Metazoa; Rotifera; Eurotatoria; Adinetida; Adinetidae.
AUGUUAAUAGAAAAAGCUAAUCAUGCUCAAACACAAGUACAACUUGUACCAUAUUGUGGAAUGGUCAAUCCUGAACAUAUGAAUCAAAUGAAUUGUGUACCUAUGGUUAUGAUGGAUGAUGAUGAUGAUAAAAAUCUUGAGAUAAGUUAUUUAGAAAAAUUAUUUCUCGAAGAUUUUCUUCGAAAAUCAAAUGAAUUUCGUCAAACUGAACAAAUUGAUUCAUUACCUAUUGAAAUUCGUCUUGGAACAGUUUAUACAUAUCAAAAUCGUCGUCAACAAAAUCAAUAUCCUGAUAGUUUAUAUUGUCAAAAUUUAAGUGUUGAUUCAUUACGUAAUGAAGAACGACGUGCUCGUGAUGAUAAACAUUUUUUAAUCACAUUUAAUAAAAAUAAAGGUAUUAAUGAUAUUGAUCAGUUUGAACAUGAAUUAACUUGUACAGGUUUUCGUGAAACACAUAAUCAACAAUUAACCUAUCGUUUAUAUUUAUGUUAUGAAAAAAAAACAUAUUCAACAAAAUUUACACAUAUUGAUGUUGUUAAAUCAAAAUAUACUUCAAAUUUUCCUAAAACAUUUGAUGAUAUAUAUGAUAUACGUACAUCAAUUGGUAAAGCAUUAGAUGAAGAAGAAUUACAUAUCAAUGAUGGUUAUUGUGAUUUUCUUCAUAUAAAAGAUCUUGAAAAUUGUGUGUUUGAAACAAUAUCAUGUAAUGGACAAUUUAUUUACCAUUUUAAUCGACAUUUAGUACCAUAUUUUGAUUUUUUUCAAAUAAAACAAACACGAACAUUUGAUUAUUCAUGUUAUGAUUUAAAUUCAAGUGCUAAAACAACCACACCCUGUUUACAAACAAAUAAUGUUAUUCUAGCUAAAUUACUUUCAAAUACUUUUACGGAAGAAGAAGCAAAACGAAUUUGGACAAUAGGUGCAUGGCUAUCAGAUUUAUCAACAAGAUGUACAAAUCGAUUUUUACCUGCAAAUAAAAUAUCCUGUCGACGACCUGGACGUACUACAACACAUCGACGUGCCGUCAGAUAA